Molecule: messenger RNA, 2292 nt
Organism: Coregonus clupeaformis (lake whitefish)
Lineage: Eukaryota; Metazoa; Chordata; Actinopteri; Salmoniformes; Salmonidae
Gene: slc35g2a
Product: solute carrier family 35 member G2a
Exons: 2
Coding region: 366-1802 (478 amino acids)
Source: RefSeq, a predicted model, not a curated record
UCUCUCUCUCUCUCUCUCUCGCUCCACGGUCCGGCAGGCUGAGAAGCGCAGCAGCUGUGUGUGAUGUGUGUGUGUGAAUGAGGGAGGGAGAGGGAGAGGUAGACGGAGAAGGAGGAAGGUUUUCUAUCACCGACCCUCGCUACCCCUGUGGUCGAGAACAGUUCUCUGACGGCGGUUGGAGGAGGCAGCUAGACUCGUGAGGCGACUGGUAACCUUGGAGGCACGCCAAACCGCCCAGGAGGUGGGAAGAGGGAUAGAAGGAGAGAGCGGUGGAAGGAUGGCUCUCUCCCUGAUCUGACAGAAGACAUUUGUUCGGUAAAUGAGCGGAGGGCACGGUAUUGACGCAAGACAGCAGGUGAGUAACCAUGGAAUCCAUUCACCUCCUGGACGGCUCCAAGAAACGGGUGAAGAUCCACCCUCACACCGUCACCGCCAAGUACGCCCCACACACACCCCACACACACACACACUUCCCCCAGCCCGGAGACGAGGGCUACGAUGACGCUCCCUCCUUCGAGGACUUCGGCUCCUUCCUGGAGGAGACCUCGGACAAGAAACAGCUGACAGGAACCAGGAAGUGGACAGGAAAGGCCGGCGCUCUGUUUGGAGGGAAGGACAAAAACAAAGACACACCCCCUAGACCUCCCACGGGGGGAGGAGAGGGGGGAGUGGAGGGAGGAGGGGGAGGGAAGGGUGCAGGAGGAGGAGGGGGAGUAGGGGAACAGCUAGCGAGUUUCGGCGAGGCGUCUGUCUCUGCGUCUCGGCUCACGUGGGCCAGUGUAGUCGGGGCGGGUCUGGCUCACGGCUGUGUGUGUGUUCUGACGCGCCUGGCCGCCUCACGCUUUAACCUUCCCCCCUUAACUCUACUCUUGGUACGCUCCAUCCUCCAGCUGCUCUAUGGGACUGUACCAAUGAAACGGGCGGAGACGGCCUUUGGCUCAAAGGGCUAUCGGAGGAAGCUGCUCCUGUACGGUGUGACUCACUCCUUCUCCCUCUGCUGCGCUUACUCCUCCUUAUCCUUCGUCUCCCUCGGCGACGACGAGGCCAUGUUGACAACCUGGCGCCUGGCGACCACCGUCCUGUCGGCCACUCUGGCGUUGUUGCUCCUGGACGAGCGGCUGGGAUUGGUGGACCUGGUCACCGUAGCGACAGGCGUGUUAGGACUGGGUCUGGCGCUAGUUCCUAACCCGACAGGGCUGGAUGAGAACAACAACGGGACCGGGUCAGGGAUGCCCAUUGGGGGGAUGCCCAUUGGGGGGAUGCCCAAUGGGGCGACACUGGCACAACAGUCGGCCCAGUUCUGGCGGGAAGCGUUUGGCUGGUCCCUGACUGUUCUAGCAGGACUAUGGAUGUCUCUGGCUCUAGUGAUGUACCGCUCUCUGAAGGAACGGGUCAGUGUCGGCACCGCUCUGUUCACUGUCAGUUGGACCGGCUGUCUGAGCACCGCAGUCUCCAUGCUUCUCCUCCAACAGGGGCCAGUGUGGCCGGCCAGUCUCCAGGCUUGGUGCAUCGUCCUGGGGGUAGCUGUGUGCUCUGCUGGGGGAUUCGUGGGGGUGACCCAUGGCCUCACCCGACUACACCCAGCUUUGGUGUCGGCUACUCAGGGUCUGGAAGUACCGGUCGCUAUGAUGCUGGAGAUCGCUGUGAUCCCAUUGGUUCCCUCAGUGUGUGAGGUCAUAGGGGGUGUGGUGGUGGUGGCGAGUGUGGGUUGGCUUGUUACAGUGAAGCUCCUCCCCUCUCGAGGAAGUGGGAGGAAACAGAGAGAAGAGUACGAAGAGAUCCUGGACUCGCCGAUUAAAUAACACACACACACACACACACAGAAUCACACAAGCACAUGCAGGGAGACAUGCACGCACAAAGAUUCUGGACUUGCCAAUCAAAUAGACCACUCCCCUUCUAUCUAUGUUUCUGUCUAUCUCUCUUUUCCUAGGGGUUUUGUGCUGUAUUCUCUCUCUCUCUCUCUCUGACCUCCUCUGAGGUCCGUGUAUAUAAGAGGACUCUAUGGUGAAUGUUAAUGCUUGAGCUAAAAUAGCUGUUUUUAACCACAGAUCUAGGAUCAGAUACACCAACUCCAAUCCUUACCUUAACCAUUAGGAGGUUUCAAAAUAUCUGACCCUGUAUCAGUGGUUAGGAAAAACAUCUACCUACUCCAAUGUGAAUAGUAAAUGUAUCUAUUUUGUAUUGUAGUUGUUAUUGUUGUAAAGUGCCAAUACUGUAUUGUCUUACUGGCUAUUGUGAUAGUGUGAUGUCAUAUUAAAACCUUACAGUGUUACUGUGAUUUGCGCUCUG